CCGCGCCGGGCCCGCCCCGCCGCUCUCACGCGCCGCAGCCGGUCCGGACUUGCCCGGCGUCGGCCGGCCGUGGGCGGGGCCCGGGCGGGGCGUGUCCUCGCCGGCCCGCGGCCGCGCAUUCUCCGCGCUGGGAGCCGCCGCCCCCGCAGCCGCCGCCCGGGCCCGGACUCUGACGCGUGGUCGCCCAGCACCCUGGGGAACUUCCAUACACCUGUCCUGUAGAGGAGUCAUUCCAGACGCCUGCCCCAAGAUGGGUGAGUUCAAGGAGAAGAAUGCUACGUGUGGCACCGUCUGCCUCAAGUACUUGCUGUUCACCUACAACUGCUGCUUCUGGCUGGCCGGACUGGCUGUCAUGGCAGUGGGUAUCUGGACGCUGGCCCUCAAGAGUGACUACAUCAGCCUACUGGCCUCAAGCACCUACCUGGCCACCGCCUACAUCCUGGUGGUGGCUGGUGUUGUCGUCAUGGUGACCGGUGUCCUGGGCUGCUGUGCCACCUUCAAGGAGCGGCGGAACCUGCUGCGCCUGUACUUUAUCCUGCUCCUCCUCAUCUUUCUACUGGAGAUCAUUGCUGGUGUCCUGGCCUACGUCUACUACCAGCAGCUGAACACAGAACUCAAGGAGAACCUGAAGGACACCAUGAUCAAGCAGUACCACCAGCCAGGCCACGAGAGUGUGACCAGUGCUGUGGAUAAGCUGCAGCAGGAGUUUCAUUGCUGCGGCAGCAACAAUUCCCAGGACUGGCGUGACAGUGAAUGGAUCCGCUCGGGUGAGGCAGGUGGCCGAGUGGUCCCUGACAGCUGCUGCAAGACAGUGGUGCCUGGCUGUGGGCAGCGGGACCACGCCUCCAACAUCUACAAGGUGGAGGGUGGCUGCAUCACCAAGCUGGAAACCUUCAUUCAAGAGCACCUGAGGGUCAUCGGGGCCGUGGGCAUUGGCAUCGCCUGCGUGCAGGUCUUCGGCAUGAUCUUCACGUGCUGCUUGUACAGGAGCCUCAAGCUGGAGCACUACUGACUGCCAGGAUUCGGCCUGGCCACCUGCCUCUUGCUGCAUCCCACCUAACUACUGAGCUGACUGCUGACUGCCCGGGCAGAGGCUAUCUUCAUGCCCAUGCCCUGCAUGCCACCACCAUGACCCCUGGUGCCCCACUCUGUGGAUGGCUUCAAGUGCCUUUUACCUGAGUCCUGGGGCAGGGUCCCUCCCCAAGCAUGGGGAAGAUAUGGCCAGUCUGCCUAUGUGGCGCUUGGGGCCCAGGUCUGGUUGAUAGGUAAGAGUUAGGUUCUGAUAAGAGUGCCCCCUCCUUGAUGCCUGGGAAGUAUGGGCAACACCUAGGCCCCUCUACAUGAUGGGUGGUCAGAGGCAGGUGGUAGGAGCCCUGCUGAAGGUGCCUAGGAGGUACAGGGGCUGCCCGGCAGGACCAGGAGCCCUUUGUGCCAGCCCUGAGAGCUGUAGGGCCCCAAUCAUGGAGGGGCCUGGCCUCUCCUGCCAGCCAGAGCCCAGCUUAACUUUUCCCACUGCUCUUAAUACCGCCAGAACCCCGAGUUCACCAGUGUGCUGCAUCUCAGUUAGAAGGUCCCUGCGUGGGAGUAGGGUAUCACUGGUUUUACCCACUGCUGUGUCCCAAAUGCCUACAACUAUUCCUGCCACAUAACAGGUGCUCAAUAAAUCUCUGUUGAACAGU
Molecule: messenger RNA, 1679 nt
Organism: Sciurus carolinensis (gray squirrel)
Lineage: Eukaryota; Metazoa; Chordata; Mammalia; Rodentia; Sciuridae
Gene: Cd151
Product: CD151 molecule (Raph blood group)
Exons: 9
Coding region: 251-1012 (253 amino acids)
Cellular component (GO): membrane
Source: RefSeq, a predicted model, not a curated record